GAGUGGGAGGGUAAGGACGCCACCGCGCUUGCGCGCUUCUUCUGCUUUACUUGUUUCAGUCAGUCUGUGGGAGGUGGCCGGGUCGAGACGCAGGCCUUCCCCAGUGGCAAGUUCCUGUGAAGACACUUAGAGCGAUGAACGGGUUCGGCGUCGGGAUGGCGGCCGCGGUGGCGACUCCGCCGCCGUUGAAGACCAGCAGCCACGAAAACCUCGAUAAGAUUGAUAUGUCUCUGGAUGAUAUCAUCAAAUUGAAUAAGAAGGAAGAAAGAAAGCAGAAUUUUCCGAAAUUAAAUAGAAGACUUAAACAGACUGGUGCCCGUCAAUUCAGGAUGAGAGUAGCCAGAUGGGGACUUCAACAGCAGACUGGUUUUGGUAAAAAUGGUUUGGGCCGAAGAGGAAGAAUGGGUCCUGGAAAGAGACGUUCAUAUGGAGUUAUCACUGGCCUGGCAGCUCGGAAAGCAAAUGGAAUUCGUAAAGGAGUCAGCCCUAUCAACCGACCACCUUUAAGUGAGAAGAACAUACAGCGAUAUUAUCCAAUGUUAAAAAGGAAGACAAACCUUCAGAGGCAAAAUGACAUGCAGAGGAAACCAAUCCCAGUUCUCAGGAGGCCUAACCAGUUAAGCAGAAGGAAUAAUGUUCCAGUCAAUUUCGCCAGAAAUGGGACUAAAUUAAAUCAGCAAAAAGACACACGCCAGGCAACCUUUCUUUUCAGAAGAGGCCUCAAGGUUCAGGCCCAGGUGCACCCAGGACAACUAUUAGACAAACCAACAGCAAAGAGAACUCGGCAAUGGCGAACUUCUACCACAAAUGGAGGGAUUUUGACCGUAUCUAUUGACAAUCCUGGAGCAAUUCAUCCUUCAGUAGGUCAGAGACCCCGUUUAACUCGUACUCCUAUACCAUCAUUUCUGAUGAAAAGGGAUCACCCUGAAGAGAAGAAGAUUCCUAAAGGUGUUCCCUUACAAUUCGACAUAAACAGUGUUGGAAAACAGACUGGGAUGACUUUGAAUGAGCGAUUUGGAAUCCUGAAGGAACAAAGAAUUGCUCUCGCUCAGAACAAAGGAAGUCGCUUUGUGACUGUGGGAUAGAUCCUUCGUCAAAGGGACAUUUGAGUGACAACUACUUGUUUGAAAAGUUGAGUUGACAGAAGAAAGUGUGUCCCAGAAAUUCCAUGGAACUUUGUUUCGAUACUGACAAAUCUAAAUAACUCUUACUGCUUUUACUUUGGAAUAGUAUUUUUUUUAAAUGUAUGAAGUAAUCCCCUGAGAGAACACCAGAGAAAUCCUGAUCUAUUCUUAAAGGUGUCCUUUUUGGUCUGACCGAAAAUUCUACAUGGACUUAAUUGGAUGAUAAAUGGGUAGCAUUCUUCUUUGGUUCCUCAUGCAACAUAUGUGCAACAGACCUGUAGAAGUGAAUUAUUUUUGUGAUAGUGCUGUUUAGUAUCUUUUCUUUACCCAUUCAGAUUACAUAGACAUGUCCAUUGUAACUCUUUUUAAAGAGGUAUGAGUCUGUAUCAUUGUAUUUCUUUUCUGAUUGGCAUUUAACAUGGAAUGGAUUUCAUCAGCAGGGGUACAAAGAAGUCCAUCAAGAAAUUCAGAAUUUCAUUGUUUGCAUGUGUGUACCUGAAACUUAUUUUCUUCUCAAUUGGAGGUUUUUUAGGCCAUAGGUCCGUAACAGAAGGUAAAUUUCCCAGUAUACCUUUUUACUUUUCUAGAAUAAAUCUGUAGUGACUGAAUUUUAGCAAGAGAUUUGACUCCAGGCAUUAGUCUCAGUGUGUUUAAGGGUUGUAAAUGCAUGUUUGCAUAAUUAACCUAUAGUGACCUUGGGGGAGAAUAUCUACUAUAAAAAUCUGACUUUUAAGUUUUUAUCAAAUGAAGGAAAUGAAAAGGGAAAUAAUUCAUGGAAUGGCUAGUCAAAGAAGUGAAUGAUGGGACUUGAAGCAUCACAUCUAGGUCAUAUAAGUAUUGUCUAGACUAGCCAUAGGCCUGGGACAUGUACCCAUGACCAGGUGUUCAAAUCAUUUUAAAAUAGUUGGCAUAAAUUGAAUCUGCCUUGUUAGGUUAGCAUCCUAAAGUACUGAGCUCCCCCAUCUGGGAUGUUAAAUUUUACAUUCAUUAAACACACUGGAAAAAAUGUUGUAAGUGACCCCUUAAAAAAAACCAUUUUGUAAACUUUAAUUUGUCAAAUAGAAAAAAAAAAGAAGAGAUAGUAAGCAGAUGGUGAGCUGUCACCUUGCUUUAUACUUGUGACCAACUUCAUGUUAAUGGAGUGAUGUUGAGACUCAGAAAUGGUAAUUUUAUUCAGGUUUUAAGGGGUCUGUUGUGCCAAGAAUGUGCUUGAGGAAUCCUUAGAUAGUUGUGUACCAUGAGUAGUAUGAUGCCAAAAUACAGAGGGAACAUUUCAUCUCCAGGUCUUGUCAUUUCUAAACCUGACUUUUUUUGAUGUGCCACAUCAUUUUUUUUAAAUGGGUGAUAGGAAUUUUAGAUCACAUUGACUUCUGAUUUUAUUUUCCUAUAAAAAGAAAAAUUCCUCCAUCCCAUCUCCUCAGUUUGUCCUCCCCCCAUCUCUUGCCCCUUCUGGGUUUUAUCUUGGUCUCUUAAGAAGCUAGUGAUAGAAAGCUGUCAAUGCCAUUUAUGUGCAUAUACCAAAGAAGUCAAGUCUAUAUGAGAGUAACUUCCUGGUCUAUACUGAUAAAGAAUUAUAAGGAGUUAGCCACGGAAUCCAAAAGUAAAUUAAAAUUGCUCUUAGGGCAUUUCUGUUUCUAAUAGAGACCAGGGACCCAUUUCAAAUCAUUUUCAUAGAUACAAAGCUUAUAGUCAAUCCAAGAAUAAUGGGAUUUAAACUGAGGGUGAUCCAGCUCAAUUGAUUAUUUUAAAAAAGAAAUAACCAAAAUCUGAAUACAAGUUUGCUACCAUAAUCUUUUGUGGAAAAAGAUUGAAAGGGGAGUAAAAAUUAUUUUUGUUUUCCUAUUGCAUUAGUCUUGGAAAUGAUUCUACAAAAGUAAUGUAAGUGAUGUUUUAUUUUGAAAUCCCUUAUUGAAUGUUUACAUUAAGUACAUCAAGCAACAGGACUGGUUUUGGUUUCUCAAGCUUCUUGUCUUAAUGCUUCCAUAACAUUAUUCAACCUAAAGUUUUCCUUUUAAAAAUACAAAUUUGCAUUUGCUAUAACCAAGUUGGAAUUCCUGAGUAUUGACUUUUAACAAACAUAAAAAAUGGUCAGUUUUGUUAAGGGGAAUAAAGUCCCUCUAUUGGAGUUUAA
This is a messenger RNA of Trichosurus vulpecula (common brushtail), 3255 nucleotides long. It is a transcript of the gene FYTTD1, whose product is annotated as forty-two-three domain containing 1. Gene Ontology annotation, molecular function: mRNA binding. Lineage: Eukaryota; Metazoa; Chordata; Mammalia; Diprotodontia; Phalangeridae. The transcript is spliced from 9 exons. Bases 135 to 1085 code for a protein of 316 amino acids. The record is from RefSeq and is a predicted model, not a curated record. Gene Ontology annotation, biological process: mRNA export from nucleus.